Molecule: messenger RNA, 951 nt
Organism: Trichosurus vulpecula (common brushtail)
Lineage: Eukaryota; Metazoa; Chordata; Mammalia; Diprotodontia; Phalangeridae
Gene: DNAJC30
Product: DnaJ heat shock protein family (Hsp40) member C30
Exons: 1
Coding region: 13-654 (213 amino acids)
Source: RefSeq, a predicted model, not a curated record
GCCCCGCGCAAGAUGGCGGCCCUAGCCGGCCGGCGGUGGUCGCCGCUGUUGUGGUCCACGGGACGAAAGGGGACCCAGUCCCGCUCCACCGCUGGUGGCGGCGGCUCCUGGACUGGGAAAGACCAGGCAAGCGGCGCAUCCUCCCGGUACUCGCGCACAGCGCUGUACGACUUGCUGGAUGUCCCGGUCACGGCCACGCAGGCGCAGAUCAAGGCAGCCUACUACCGGCAGAGCUUCCUCUACCACCCGGACCGCAACUCGGGAAGCGCGGAGGCGGCGGAGCGCUUCACACGCAUCAGCCAGGCCUACAUGGUGCUGAGCAGCACCACCCUGCGCCGCCAGUACGACCGCGGCCUGCUGGGCGCCGAGCACGCGCGCGCGCCCCCGCCCCCCAGGCCCACGCACGCGCACGCUGCCUCAGGCCCCCAGCGUGCGCGCCCCGCGCCGGGCGGCAAACACAUGUUCGACUUCGACGCCUUCUACCGCGCGCACUAUGGCGAGCAGCUGGAGCGCGAGCAGCGUCUACGGGCCCGGCGCGAAGCCUUGCGCAAGGACCGCGAGAAGCGCGCCCGCGCUGGCCCUCCCUGGGACGACAGCCUGAUUCUGGGCCUGCUGGUCUUACUGGGCUUCCUGGGCUUGGCGCACAUCAAGUAAGCCGGCCUUGUCUGGGACCGUGAAACGCCCCAGCGCAGGGGACCCCAGAGGACCCUAGCCCCUGCCCGGGGAGAAGGGACCCUUGGUUCCUGGCGGAUAGUGGGGAGGCUGGCGUGCCCUCGGGGGUCGGCCCCCGAGGGCUUCCCCUGGGCUGGGGGCCAUAAAAGCCGGGUCCUGGUUCAUCAUGCUCUGCCCUCCAGGAUCGUCUGCCUGCCUGGUCCUGGUUCGGGGACCUUCCCGUCACCUUGGCAAAGUGUAACCCCAAGUGAAAUGCCAAAUGAACCGCAUCUGAAUGAA